AUGACUCCUGGAGCAGGGGAUGGGGGCCAUGAAGACAGAGGCAUGCUGAUUGAAGAGCAGCUGGAAAGUUUAGAGAUCCAGCUGCAAGACAGGACAAGCAGCUGUCUAGAGCUGGCCUCAAAACUGUCAGCACAGGAGGAAGAAAGUUAUGCUGUGCAGAAGGGGGUGGAGGAGCUCCUGACGGAAGUAGAGUGGCAAAUAGUGAGGGCUGACCUCCUGCAGAAAGAGCUGGAGGAAACCAGGCAGCAAUCAACUGGGACUCCUUCCAGAGGACAACCGCUGGAGGAUGCUAACCUGACUCUGCAGAAGAAGGUGGAGGACCUCCAACAAGAAAUGGAUGUCAAAGUGUUGGUGGCUGACGACCUCCAGAAAGAGCUGGAGGAGGUCAGGAAUCAGCAUUUUGAGAGCACCAACAAGGACUGGAUGCUCAUUGAGAGGCUGACUGAAGAGAAUGACUCCCUGGAGCAGGGAGGGGCCAUGAAGACAGAGGCCAUGCUGAUUGAAGAGCAGCUGGAAAGUUUAGAGAUCCAGCUGCAAGACAGGACAAGCAGCUGUCUAGAGCUGGCCUCAAAACUAUCCCAGAGUAGUAAAGAUUCAUCGAAGAACGGUGCUGAGGAGAAGGAGCAGAAGGAGAUGGAGGUGCUCCGAAAGGAAGUGGAGCGCCAAACGUUAAGGGCUGACGGCCUCCAGAAAGAGCUGGAGGAAGUCAGGAAUGAGCUUUUGAGAACAAGCAACAAGAACCAACAAAGAGUUGAGAGCCUGACUACAGAGAACAAGACUCUGGAGCAGGCGAUGAAGACCUUAGAGGAAGAGAUCUUCAGCCUGGACAUGCUAAACUCAAAGCAGCUGGAGUCUUUGAAGAUCCAGCUGCAAGACAAAACCAACAGCUGUCUUGAUCUAUCCAACAAACUUGUGUUGCAGGAGGAUGCUAACCUGACUCUGCAGAAGAAGGUGGAGGACCUCCGACAAGAAAUGGAUGUCAAAGUGUUGGUGGCUGACGACCUCCAGAAAGAGCUGGAGGAGGUCAGGAAUCAGCAUUUUGAGAGCACCAACAAGGACUGGAUGCUCAUUGAGAGGCUGACUGAAGAGAAUGACUCCCUGGAGCAGGAGGAUGCUAACCUGACUCUGCAGAAGAAGGUGGAGGACCUCCACAAGAAAUGGAUGUCAAAGUGUUGGUGGCUGACGACCUCCAGAAAGAGCUGGAGGAGAUCCCAGAGUAGUAAAGAUUCAUCGAAGAACGGUGCUGAGGAGAAGGAGCAGAAGGAGAUGGAGGUGCUCCGAAAGGAAGUGGAGCGCCAAACGUUAAGGGCUGACGGCCUCCAGAAAGAGCUGGAGGAAGUCAGGAAUGAGCUUUUGAGAACAAGCAACAAGAACCAACAAAGAGUUGAGAGCCUGACUACAGAGAACAAGACUCUGGAGCAGGCGAUGAAGACCUUAGAGGAAGAGAUCUUCAGCCUGGACAUGCAAAACUCAAAGCAGCUGGAGUCUUUGAAGAUCCAGCUGCGAGACAAAACCAACAGCUGUCUUGAUCUGUCCAACAAACUUAUGUUGCAGGAGGAUGCUAACCUGACUCUGCAGAAGAAGGUGGAGGACCUCCAACAAGAAAUGGAUGUCAAAGUGUUGGUGGCUGACGACCUCCAGAAAGAGCUGGAGGAGGUCAGGAAUCAGCAUUUUGAGAGCACCAACAAGGACUGGAUGCUCAUUGAGAGGCUGACUGAAGAGAAUGACUCCCUGGAGCAGGGAUGGGGCCAUGAAGACAGAGUCAUGGUGAACUACAGAUCCCAGAGUAGUAAAGAUUCAUCGAAGAACGGUGCUGAGGAGAAGGAGCAGAAGGAGAUGGAGGUGCUCCGAAAGGAAGUGGAGCGCCAAACGUUAAGGGCUGACGGCCUCCAGAAAGAGCUGGAGGAAGUCAGGAAUGAGCUUUUGAGAACAAGCAACAAGAACCAACAAAGAGUUGAGAGCCUGACUACAGAGAACAAGACUCUGGAGCAGGCGAUGAAGACCUUAGAGGAAGAGAUCUUCAGCCUGGACAUGCUAAACUCAAAGCAGCUGGAGUCUUUGAAGAUCCAGCUGCAAGACAAAACCAACAGCUGUCUUGAUCUAUCCAACAAACUUGUGUUGCAGGAGGAUGCUAACCUGACUCUGCAGAAGAAGGUGGAGGACCUCCGACAAGAAAUGGAUGUCAAAGUGUUGGUGGCUGACGACCUCCAGAAAGAGCUGGAGGAGGUCAGGAAUCAGCAUUUUGAGAGCACCAACAAGGACUGGAUGCUCAUUGAGAGGCUGACUGAAGAGAAUGACUCCCUGGAGCAAGCGAUGAAGACCUUAGAGGAAGAGAUCUUCAGCCUGGACAUGCAAAACUCAAAGCAGCUGGAGUCUUUGAAGAUCCAGCUGCGAGACAAAACCAACAGCUGUCUUGAUCUGUCCAACAAACUUAUGUUGCAGGAGGAUGCUAACCUGACUCUGCAGAAGAAGGUGGAGGACCUCCAACAAGAAAUGGAUGUCAAAGUGUUGGUGGCUGACGACCUCCAGAAAGAGCUGGAGGAGGUCAGGAAUCAGCAUUUUGAGAGCACCAACAAGGACUGGAUGCUCAUUGAGAGGCUGACUGAAGAGAAUGACUCCCUGGAGCAGGCGAUGAAGACCUUAGAGGAAGAGAUCUUCAGCCUGGACAUGCUAAACUCAAAGCAGCUGGAGUCUUUGAAGAUCCAGCUGCAAGACAAAACCAACAGCUGUCUUGAUCUGUCCAACAAACUUAUGUUGCAGGAGGAUGCUAACCUGACUCUGCAGAAGAAGGUGGAGGACCUCCAACAAGAAAUGGAUGUCAAAGUGUUGGUGGCUGACGACCUCCAGAAAGAGCUGGAGGAGGUCAGGAAUCAGCAUUUUGAGAGCACCAACAAGGACUGGAUGCUCAUUGAGAGGCUGACUGAAGAGAAUGACUCCCUGGAGCAGGGGAUGGGGGCCAUGAAGACAGAGGCCAUGCUGAUUGAAGAGCAGCUGGAAAGUUUAGAGAUCCAGCUGCAAGACAGGACAAGCAGCUGUCUAGAGCUGGCCUCAAAACUGUCAGCACAGGAGGAAGAAAGUUAUGCUGUGCAGAAGGGGGUGGAGGAGCUCCUGACGGAAGUGGAGUGGCAAAUAGUGAGGGCUGACCUCCUGCAGAAAGAGCUGGAGGAAACCAGGCAGCAAUCACACUGGGACUCCCUUCCAGAGGACAACCGCCUGGUUAGCAGCACGGAGGAGAUCUCUCCAUGGAGGAAGUUCAAGAAGUUCAUGACUCCAGACCGGUGGCGUGAAUUAAAGCAUCUGAAGAAGCUGGACCAAUCCCAGAGUAGUAAAGAUUCAUCGAAGAACGGUGCUGAGGAGAAGGAGCAGAAGGAGAUGGAGGUGCUCCGAAAGGAAGUGGAGCGCCAAACGUUAAGGGCUGACGGCCUCCAGAAAGAGCUGGAGGAAGUCAGGAAUGAGCUUUUGAGAACAAGCAACAAGAACCAACAAAGAGUUGAGAGCCUGACUGCAGAGAACAAGACUCUGGAGCAGGCGAUGAAGACCUUAGAGGAAGAGAUCUUCAGCCUGGACAUGCUAAACUCAAAGCAGCUGGAGUCUUUGAAGAUCCAGCUGCAAGACAAAACCAACAGCUGUCUUGAUCUGUCCAACAAACUUAUGUUGCAGGAGGAUGCUAACCUGACUCUGCAGAAGAAGGUGGAGGACCUCCAACAAGAAAUGGAUGUCAAAGUGUUGGUGGCUGACGACCUCCAGAAAGAGCUGGAGGAGGUCAGGAAUCAGCAUUUUGAGAGCACCAACAAGGACUGGAUGCUCAUUGAGAGGCUGACUGAAGAGAAUGACUCCCUGGAGCAGGGGAUGGGGGCCAUGAAGACAGAGGCCAUGCUGAUUGAAGAGCAGCUGGAAAGUUUAGAGAUCCAGCUGCAAGACAGGACAAGCAGCUGUCUAGAGCUGGCCUCAAAACUGUCAGCACAGGAGGAAGAAAGUUAUGCUGUGCAGAAGGUGGUGGAGGAGCUCCUGACGGAAGUGGAGUGGCAAAUAGUGAGGGCUGACCUCCUGCAGAAAGAGCUGGAGGAAACCAGACAGCAAUCACACUGGGACUCCCUUCCAGAGGACAACCGCCUGGUUAGCAGCACGGAGGAGAUCUCUCCAUGGAGGAAGUUCAAGAAGUUCAUGACUCCAGACUGGUGGCGUGAAUUAAAGCAUCUGAAGAAGCUGGACCAAUCCCAGAGUAGUAAAGAUUCAUCGAAGAACGGUGCUGAGGAGAAGGAGCAGAAGGAGAUGGAGGUGCUCCGAAAGGAAGUGGAGCGCCAAACGUUAAGGGCUGACGGCCUCCAGAAAGAGCUGGAGGAAGUCAGGAAUGAGCUUUUGAGAACAAGCAACAAGAACCAACAAAGAGUUGAGAGCCUGACUGCAGAGAACAAGACUCUGGAGCAGGCGAUGAAGACCUUAGAGGAAGAGAUCUUCAGCCUGGACAUGCUAAACUCAAAGCAGCUGGAGUCUUUGAAGAUCCAGCUGCAAGACAAAACCAACAGCUGUCUUGAUCUAUCCAACAAACUUGUGUUGCAGGAGGAUGCUAACCUGACUCUGCAGAAGAAGGUGGAGGACCUCCAACAAGAAAUGGAUGUCAAAGUGUUGGUGGCUGACGACCUCCAGAAAGAGCUGGAGGAGGUCAGGAAUCAGCAUUUUGAGAGCACCAACAAGGACUGGAUGCUCAUUGAGAGGCUGACUGAAGAGAAUGACUCCCUGGAGCAGGCGAUGAAGACCUUAGAGGAAGAGAUCUUCAGCCUGGACAUGCUAAACUCAAAGCAGCUGGAGUCUUUGAAGAUCCAGCUGCAAGACAAAACCAACAGCUGUCUUGAUCUGUCCAACAAACUUAUGUUGCAGGAGGAUGCUAACCUGACUCUGCAGAAGAAGGUGGAGGACCUCCAACAAGAAAUGGAUGUCAAAGUGUUGGUGGCUGACGACCUCCAGAAAGAGCUGGAGGAGGUCAGGAAUCAGCAUUUUGAGAGCACCAACAAGGACUGGAUGCUCAUUGAGAGGCUGACUGAAGAGAAUGACUCCCUGGAGCAGGGGAUGGGGGCCAUGAAGACAGAGGCCAUGCUGAUUGAAGAGCAGCUGGAAAGUUUAGAGAUCCAGCUGCAAGACAGGACAAGCAGCUGUCUAGAGCUGGCCUCAAAACUAUCCCAGAGUAGUAAAGAUUCAUCGAAGAACGGUGCUGAGGAGAAGGAGCAGAAGGAGAUGGAGGUGCUCCGAAAGGAAGUGGAGCGCCAAACGUUAAGGGCUGACGGCCUCCAGAAAGAGCUGGAGGAAGUCAGGAAUGAGCUUUUGAGAACAAGCAACAAGAACCAACAAAGAGUUGAGAGCCUGACUACAGAGAACAAGACUCUGGAGCAGGCGAUGAAGACCUUAGAGGAAGAGAUCUUCAGCCUGGACAUGCUAAACUCAAAGCAGCUGGAGUCUUUGAAGAUCCAGCUGCAAGACAAAACCAACAGCUGUCUUGAUCUAUCCAACAAACUUGUGUUGCAGGAGGAUGCUAACCUGACUCUGCAGAAGAAGGUGGAGGACCUCCAACAAGAAAUGGAUGUCAAAGUGUUGGUGGCUGACGACCUCCAGAAAGAGCUGGAGGAGGUCAGGAAUCAGCAUUUUGAGAGCACCAACAAGGACUGGAUGCUCAUUGAGAGGCUGACUGAAGAGAAUGACUCCCUGGAGCAGGCGAUGAAGACCUUAGAGGAAGAGAUCUUCAGCCUGGACAUGCAAAACUCAAAGCAGCUGGAGUCUUUGAAGAUCCAGCUGCGAGACAAAACCAACAGCUGUCUUGAUCUGUCCAACAAACUUAUGUUGCAGGAGGAUGCUAACCUGACUCUGCAGAAGAAGGUGGAGGACCUCCAACAAGAAAUGGAUGUCAAAGUGUUGGUGGCUGACGACCUCCAGAAAGAGCUGGAGGAGGUCAGGAAUCAGCAUUUUGAGAGCACCAACAAGGACUGGAUGCUCAUUGAGAGGCUGACUGAAGAGAAUGACUCCCUGGAGCAGGCGAUGAAGACCUUAGAGGAAGAGAUCUUCAGCCUGGACAUGCUAAACUCAAAGCAGCUGGAGUCUUUGAAGAUCCAGCUGCAAGACAAAACCAACAGCUGUCUUGAUCUGUCCAACAAACUUAUGUUGCAGGAGGAUGCUAACCUGACUCUGCAGAAGAAGGUGGAGGACCUCCAACAAGAAAUGGAUGUCAAAGUGUUGGUGGCUGACGACCUCCAGAAAGAGCUGGAGGAGGUCAGGAAUCAGCAUUUUGAGAGCACCAACAAGGACUGGAUGCUCAUUGAGAGGCUGACUGAAGAGAAUGACUCCCUGGAGCAGGGGAUGGGGGCCAUGAAGACAGAGGCCAUGCUGAUUGAAGAGCAGCUGGAAAGUUUAGAGAUCCAGCUGCAAGACAGGACAAGCAGCUGUCUAGAGCUGGCCUCAAAACUGUCAGCACAGGAGGAAGAAAGUUAUGCUGUGCAGAAGGGGGUGGAGGAGCUCCUGACGGAAGUGGAGUGGCAAAUAGUGAGGGCUGACCUCCUGCAGAAAGAGCUGGAGGAAACCAGGCAGCAAUCACACUGGGACUCCCUUCCAGAGGACAACCGCCUGGUUAGCAGCACGGAGGAGAUCUCUCCAUGGAGGAAGUUCAAGAAGUUCAUGACUCCAGACCGGUGGCGUGAAUUAAAGCAUCUGAAGAAGCUGGACCAAUCCCAGAGUAGUAAAGAUUCAUCGAAGAACGGUGCUGAGGAGAAGGAGCAGAAGGAGAUGGAGGUGCUCCGAAAGGAAGUGGAGCGCCAAACGUUAAGGGCUGACGGCCUCCAGAAAGAGCUGGAGGAAGUCAGGAAUGAGCUUUUGAGAACAAGCAACAAGAACCAACAAAGAGUUGAGAGCCUGACUGCAGAGAACAAGACUCUGGAGCAGGCGAUGAAGACCUUAGAGGAAGAGAUCUUCAGCCUGGACAUGCUAAACUCAAAGCAGCUGGAGUCUUUGAAGAUCCAGCUGCAAGACAAAACCAACAGCUGUCUUGAUCUGUCCAACAAACUUAUGUUGCAGGAGGAUGCUAACCUGACUCUGCAGAAGAAGGUGGAGGACCUCCAACAAGAAAUGGAUGUCAAAGUGUUGGUGGCUGACGACCUCCAGAAAGAGCUGGAGGAGGUCAGGAAUCAGCAUUUUGAGAGCACCAACAAGGACUGGAUGCUCAUUGAGAGGCUGACUGAAGAGAAUGACUCCCUGGAGCAGGGGAUGGGGGCCAUGAAGACAGAGGCCAUGCUGAUUGAAGAGCAGCUGGAAAGUUUAGAGAUCCAGCUGCAAGACAGGACAAGCAGCUGUCUAGAGCUGGCCUCAAAACUGUCAGCACAGGAGGAAGAAAGUUAUGCUGUGCAGAAGGUGGUGGAGGAGCUCCUGACGGAAGUGGAGUGGCAAAUAGUGAGGGCUGACCUCCUGCAGAAAGAGCUGGAGGAAACCAGGCAGCAAUCACACUGGGACACCCUUCCAGAGCACAACCGCCUGGUUAGCAGCACGGAGGAGAUCUCUCCAUGGAGGAAGUUCAAGAAGUUCAUGACUCCAGACCGGUGGCGUGAAUUAAAGCAUCUGAAGAAGCUGGACCAGUAA
Labrus bergylta (ballan wrasse) is the source of this 7614-nucleotide messenger RNA. NCBI's taxonomy places the organism in Eukaryota, Metazoa, Chordata, Actinopteri, Labriformes, Labridae. The record is from RefSeq and is a predicted model, not a curated record.